Molecule: messenger RNA, 639 nt
Organism: Rhinichthys klamathensis goyatoka
Lineage: Eukaryota; Metazoa; Chordata; Actinopteri; Cypriniformes; Leuciscidae
Gene: scpp5
Product: secretory calcium-binding phosphoprotein 5
Exons: 12
Coding region: 70-585 (171 amino acids)
Source: RefSeq, a predicted model, not a curated record
AACUCUACCUGCAACCAAGGUGAGAAAGCUGGUUGACCAUUUUCGUACACUGCUGGUGAUUCCUUAAACAUGUGGACAUCUAUCCUGUGUCUUCUUCUGGCGGGUGCAGUAUCCGCAGCACCACUUUCACCGUUUUUCAAUUAUCUCCCUCAUUAUGGCAGCCCGAGACAGGGGAAUAAUGGUGGCUUCCAGGGAAUACCAUCACAACCUGGUCUGAACGCUCCAAUCAGCAUGGAAAUCAUUUUCCCACCGAGAUUCCCUACUAAUCCAGCAGGGGGCGCAGCGGGCACAUCGUCAUUCCCUACACAAGCGUUCAUCAAGUACUCUCUCCCCAAGGCUCCCGGCAGAAAAAGCGUGGAAAUCUUUUACCCCUAUGACUUCAGUCAGCGCCAGGAUCAACCAAAUGUUCCCAUGAUACCUCAAUUUCCAAAUAUCUUCCCCUUUGACUUCAUGCCACAGACAGUUCCUCAACAGCCACCCAUGAACCCACCAUUCCAGGAUGGUCCUCCACAAACCCAAGAUCCUCAGCAGCAAACCCAGCCGGAGCAGCAGGCUCAGACAGGACAGGUGUCUAACAAGCCAUGAAGACCGGCUCAUCUUUGCAGCUGAGUGAGAGACAAACAUCAAACAACAAGUGUG